AUGGUCCUCGCUUCUCAUCGCGCGCUUGCCUUGUCCACACGCGUGGCUAAUCGAUCGUUGAGAAUGUUACACCAGCAGCAGAAAUCCUUGAAGCACACGCACACGCUGGUGCUGAUUCGCCAUGGCGAGAGCGAAUGGAACAAGCAAAAUCUUUUUACUGGCUGGUACGACGUUCAGCUCUCUGCUAAGGGUAAUGAGGAGGCGGCCGCUGCAGGUCAGUUGCUCAAGAAGGAGGGCUACACUUUUGAUGUCGCCUACACUUCGUACCUUAAGCGCGCCAUCCGCACGCUGUGGCAUGUGCUCGAGCAGACCGACCAGAUGUGGAUUCCUGUGUUCAAAACAUGGCGACUAAAUGAACGCCACUAUGGCGCUCUGACCGGUCUAGACAAGCAAGCCACUGUUGACAAACACGGCGCUGAAAAAGUUUUGGAGUGGCGUCGUAGUUAUAACAUUCCUCCUCCCAACCUUGACACGACCAGCGAGUACUACCCGGGUAAUGAUGUGAAGUACAAAGACGUUCCCAAGAAAGACUUACCACUUGCUGAGUCUUUGGAGCUCACCGCUGCUCGUGUUUUACCAGAGUGGGAACACAGAAUUGUGCCUAACAUCAAGUCAGGCAAGAAUGUGGUGAUCGCCGCCCAUGGCAACAGUCUACGUGCCCUCGUUAAGCAUUUGGACAAUAUUUCGGAGGACGAGAUCACGGGUCUAAACAUUCCUACUGGCGUUCCGCUCGUCUACCAUUUGGACGAAAAUCUCACGCCAAUUACUCACAAGGACGCCAUUGCGCCCCUUAACGCGUUCUAUUUGGGAGACCAAGAAGAGAUUCGCGCUCGAAUUCUCGGCGUGAAGAACCAGACUAAAUAA
Plasmopara halstedii is the source of this 864-nucleotide messenger RNA. Its product is annotated as -bisphosphoglycerate-dependent phosphoglycerate mutase. The transcript has a single exon. The record is from RefSeq and is a predicted model, not a curated record. Gene Ontology annotation, molecular function: intramolecular phosphotransferase activity. Bases 1 to 864 code for a protein of 287 amino acids. NCBI's taxonomy places the organism in Eukaryota, Oomycota, Peronosporomycetes, Peronosporales, Peronosporaceae. Gene Ontology annotation, biological process: glycolytic process.